GUGUUGUAAAUAUUGAAAACAAAUUUUUUUUUUUUUUUUGUUGAAAUUCUGAAACUCACGUGUAAUUUUAUUUUGUCCACGCCAUUUAGAAUUCAAAAUCUAUUUUUUCCCAUUUACCGAACAAUCUCAUCAUGAUGAUUUUUUUGUAAUCAAUAAUUAUCGCUUUUUCUGAAAAAAAGCGAAAUGGAAUCUGAAACUAAUCAAAAACCAUCAUCAUAUCGGAAGAUAAAACAACGGCAGAAUUUUUCCAAUUCGCCAAAUCAUCAUCAUCAUCAACAACAACAACGAAUUCGAAUUCAUCAAGAGAAUCGUUCACGUAAUUGGUAUCAGAAAACAAAAUCUGAACAACAACAACAAAAUCAACAAACCAAACAGAAUGAACAAUCGAUACCUGCAGUGAAAAUAUUGGCUAAAUCGAAUAAACCAUCAGUGACAUCGUCAUCGUCGAAUGAUACUAAUAAUCAGAAUCAAGACAUUGAUACAAAUUCGAAUACCACUGUUAAUGUAGUCAAACCAAGACCUUCAGUAUCAUUUUUAGAGAAAAAUAUUCAACCAUUAUUGAAAAUCCAUCAAUCACGCAAUAAUGUUCAAUCCGAAACAACAACAACAGCGACUUCGAAUAAACAACCAAAAUAUAUAAAAAUUGUGGAUUUUGAAUUCAAUUUCACCAUACAGCCGGACACAUCAUCAUGGUCAAUUUUGGAUUCUUGGCUUUUGCCCGAUUCAAAUGUAUCCACAACAUCAAACAAUUCAACUUCAACGCCUUCCGCUAGUGUUCCAUCAUCAUCAUCAUCAACGAAUAUUACACAAGGAUUUGGUAGCCAAAGUUUUUCUAUAGUAGCUGCUGUAGGAUUAGAUGGUGUAGGCAAAUCUUCGUUGCUGAAUUCAAUGGCUCAAUGUGAUGUAUUUGAAACAAGAAAAAUGAUGGCAAUGAAAAAUCAUGAAAAUCCAUUGAAUCAUAUUACAAAUGGGAUCGAUAUGCAUAUCACUGCUGAACGUGUAUUUCUUCUUGACACUCAGCCAUUAUUAAGUGCUUCUGUACUUGAAAAUCUUAUGCGAUUAAAUACGGAAAAAUUUGGCCCAUCUUCAUCCAGUGCUAGUAGCAGUAGUAAUAAUUCAUCAUCAAUGAAUUCUAAUGCGAUUAAUUCAUCGUCAUCAAAACAUUUCUAUAAUUCCAACACUAAUACAAUGUCAACACCAAUAUUUUCACAAGUAGUUGGAUUCGAUAUUUGUGAAACGGAAAAUUUUGCCUUUAUUUAUUCAUUACAAAUGUUAACAUUUUUAUUGACCGUAUCGGAUCAUUUAAUAAUCGUCAUGGAUUCCUAUUGUUUGGAUGUAAAUCUAUUCAAAUUAUUGGCCACUUCAUUAAUGAUGGUUGGUGAUGCAUUAAUGGCUAAAGCAAAUAUUAUCAUCUAUUUUCGCACAUCUACUACCAAACCAUUCUGUUCACCUGUAAUUGAUGAUGAAAAAACACGACGUUUUCGACGUUUCACCGAAACAAUUCUCGGUCCAAAUGUUAAUGUAGAUUUUAUCUAUAAUGAUGAACAACGAUUAAUCAAUCGAGUAUUGCGGCCGCCUAAUUCACGAUCAUUAGUAAAUCUUGAACAAUCAUGUACAACGAUUAAUUACCAUUCUGAACAACAAUGGUUUCAAUCGGUGCAAAAAUUCUGGGAUUUAUCCAUACGUAAAUCAACAUUGUUUUCGGAUUAUGCAAGAUAUUUGCCAUGAAAUAAAAACUUGAACUUUGGGAAUCAUCAUCGUAAACACUCAAUAUAAAGGAAUUGAACAAUAACGUUCAUUUUGAGCACUCAGUCAGUCAAUCACUCACACACCACAUACAUAGACAUUUCAUCAGAUUCCAAUUUGAAGAAAAUCGAUCGAUUCGGCUUGUCAUCAUCAAAUGAUGGCUUCAAGAUUUGAUGAAUGUUUUCAACAACAACAAAAGAAAAAAUUCAUGAAUGAAUAAGUGAGAAUCGUACAUAUUGUCGUUUUUGGUGAUUUGGCUUUUUGGAGGUGGAAAAAUUUGGCCUUUUUAUAAAAUAUAUGUGAAUGAGAGAUAUGAGAUCGAUCGAUUGAUGGCUUGCUGAUUUUUUUUGUCUUAUUUUUUAUAAUUUCUCUGUGUUUAUGUUUCUUUUUGUUGUGAUGAUUGAUUUGAUGAUUUGAAAGAAAAUCAGCAAGUCGAGAUCAUUAUUGCUGUAUUGUAAUUUUGCGAUUUUUUUUUGUUGAGUGAAUAAUAAAAAAAAACAAUGACGAAA
Molecule: messenger RNA, 2255 nt
Organism: Dermatophagoides farinae (American house dust mite)
Lineage: Eukaryota; Metazoa; Arthropoda; Arachnida; Sarcoptiformes; Pyroglyphidae
Biological process (GO): nuclear-transcribed mRNA catabolic process, nonsense-mediated decay
Source: RefSeq, a predicted model, not a curated record